Molecule: messenger RNA, 2176 nt
Organism: Anneissia japonica
Lineage: Eukaryota; Metazoa; Echinodermata; Crinoidea; Comatulida; Comatulidae
Product: transmembrane protein 220-like
Exons: 8
Coding region: 224-754 (176 amino acids)
Source: RefSeq, a predicted model, not a curated record
UGUAAACAUGUACAGUAACAUCCGAAGGCUAUAUUGACAUGGAGCUACUCCUGUAUUUCUAAAGUGCAUGUUUACAGUGUCAGAUCGUUAAUGUACAGGAAAUAAGAUAAUCAAUUAGAGUCCCAGGUAAUUGCGAGGUCCGAUUUGCAUGGGUACGAGUUUUAGACUGUAUUCGGCAACAGCUAUGAAAUUUUGAAGAGAACUCAGCCAAGCUACAACAAAAAUGAAUGAAAAGCUGAUAACUGGACGAGCAAGUCCAAGACACCAAUAUGGAACAUUGAUGUGGAAGGCAAUAAAUGCAAUUAUGUCCUUGUUCUUUUUUUUAUGUUCAAUAGUGCAAUUCAAUGACCCUGAUCCAUAUUUGUGGGUACCAUAUUAUGCUAUUCCCGCCUGUCUCUGUGCGUGCAUUGUGUGGAUGCCAGAUGUUGUAGAGAAUUCAUUGUGGAAAAUAGCUGCGCUGUUUCACCUGGGCAUCUCGUGUUUUAGUCUUCUGGUUCUUAUCUUACAAAUAGUGCACUAUUUUCAAGAAGAAAUUAUUAAUCCUCUUCGAUUCGAAGAAGGACGAGAGAUCUUGGGAGUUACGAUAACAAUUGGCUGGAUCCUGAUUUGCAGAUGUUGCAAUCCAAAAAGAAGUGAUGGAGGCCAACAGGUAGGCGUGAUGAUGUCACUGGUGAUUGUUAGUGGUCUUCUUCCAUUUGUUGUCUGGGCAACGUGUUGUCUUACUUCAUUUCAUCACUGUGGAGACAUGUGGUAAAUUGUGGCACUUAUGAUUGUAAUUCAGGCAUUUAUGAUUCAUCGCAGCCAAUCAAACCACUGUAAUUCAGGCAUUUAUGAUUCAUCGCAGCCAAUCAUAACCCCGGUAAUUCUGGCAUUUAUGAUUUAUUGCAGCCAAUCUCAACCACGGUAAUCAGGCAUAAUUCAUUGCAGCCAAUCACAAGUACUGUAAUUCAGGCAUUUAUGAAUCAUCGUAGCCAAUCACAACCACUGUAAUCAGGCAUAAUUCAUCGCAGCCAAUCACAAGUACUGUAAUUCAGGCAUUAACGAUUCGUCGCAGCCAAUCAUAACUAUGACUGUAAUUCAGGCAUUUUUAAUUCAUGGCAGCCAAUCAUACCAACUGUAAUCAGGCAUUUAUGAUUCAUCGCAGCCAAUCACAACCACUGUAAUUCAGGCAUUUGUGAUUCAUCGCAGCCAAUCAUAACCACUGUAAUUCAGGCACUUAUGAUUUAUUGCAGCCAAUCACAACCACUGUAAUCAGGCAUUUAUGAUUUAUUGCAGCCAAUCACAACCACUGUAAUCAGGCAUUUAUGAUUUAUUGCAGCCAAUCACAACCACUGUAAUCAGGAAUUUAUGAUUCAUCGCAGCCAAUCACAACUACAGUAAUUCAGGCAUUUAUGAUUCAUCGCAGCCAAUCACAACCACUAAAAUCAGGCAUUUAAGAAUCAUCGUGGCCAAUCACAACCACUUUAAUCAAGCAUUUGUGAUUCAUUGCAGCCAACUACAAUCACUAAAUCAGGCAUUUAAGAAUCAUCGUAGCCAAUCACAACCACUGUAAUCAAGCAUUUGUGAUUCAUCGUAGCCAAUGACAACCACUAAAUCAGGCAUUUAUGAUUCAUUGUAGCCAAUCACAACUACUGUAAUUCAUUGUAAUAUUUCAUCAGUCAGCAUUGCAUUAAUAUGUUCAUUCUUUCAUUCAAAAAUCACACUUGCAAUCUAACUCUAAAUUGUGAGGCACAAAAUGCAUACUGUAUAUAAAUCAUGAUAUAAUGGAGAUAAACUUUAAACUGUCUUGCAGUAAUGCUAAUAUAUAAAGAAGAAUGUGCAAGUGUGAAAAAAUGGGUCCCCCAACUGGGAUUUGAACCUAGGACCUGCUGUCUAUGCAGAUGCCUUAACCAACUGCGCCAUUGAGCCUUUUUUGAGAAUUCAAAUCUGAUUAAAUUCAUACACAUAGUUAGACAGCACUAGCUCUUGAUGCAUGGCAAAUAACAGAUCAAUAUGACACACCUUAUUUUUUAUAAGUAUCUGAUGACAAGGCAGGAUCUUCAAAGGGAUAUCUUUAUAUGUGGCAAAGACAAGCCAAACCAGUCACUCGUCGCAAAAAUCGAUAUUGUGUUAUUAAUACAGUGUUAGAGAGUAAAAUAAUAGCUCUAAAAUGGUAAAAAAUAAUUCAAAUCGGACA